Messenger RNA from Drosophila ananassae, 1016 nucleotides. RefSeq names its product DNA polymerase zeta processivity subunit (gene PolZ2). The transcript has a single exon. The record is from RefSeq and is a predicted model, not a curated record. Gene Ontology annotation, cellular component: zeta DNA polymerase complex. Lineage: Eukaryota; Metazoa; Arthropoda; Insecta; Diptera; Drosophilidae. The coding region runs from base 235 to 843 and encodes 202 amino acids.
UUUAUUUAAUUUUAGGGAAGUUUGAUGCUAUCAACCCUUCCACAAUCAUUGGUAUUUUAGUAAACCUACAAAACUGCCACAAUUUCUUAAGGUCCCCUUUAUUUGGCUCCACCCUUGUUCGGGGCUUAUAUCGAAUUUAGGAUUGCAACUGUAUGGCCGAUUACAACGGCGUCAAUCCACUUUGUUUUAUUUUGCUUAUUGAGAGCUUAUCUAUGUAUUUCCUUAUUUUGCGAAAUGCAAUCUGAAAAUAAAGUCGACAUCCAACUGGAGGCAAUAGAGGUACUCCUGAAUCACAUUCUAUAUGUGCGAGGCGUUUACCCACCGCAGAUAUUCAAAAAGCGGCGCAUUUAUAAUACGCCGGUCUUUGUCUCGAUAUUUCCCCCUCUCAAUAAUUACCUGGCCGGCGUUCUACGAUCCGUGAGAGAGUUGAUGCGGCGCAAUGAGCUCCAGAGCCUGGAAGUGAUAUUAUACCACGAUGAGAAUAAUCCUCUAGAGUGCUACCAAAUGCUAGUCGAGUCUCUGGUGACAGGUGCCUCUGAAAAUGAUACACACCUGAUAGAAUACGAACAGCAACUUCGUUCUGCGAUUUACAAACUUUCCGAGCGUGUCAAGCAAUUGACUAAACUACCCCCAGGAACAACUUCCUUCAAGAUCCACUUGCAUACUUCCCAAGAAGCGUUUGUUCGACUGAGCCAUGAGUCCCAGUUCCAAGAGUUUCCUUGGCUGCAAGCCCAGAAUCUGAAGUCGCAAAAGAUCUCGCAAACGGAAAAUAUUUCCCUCCUUCCGCUGGCUGCGGUGGAGAAUGUGGGACUGAAAAUGCAGGCCCGCAUUUUUAAGAUUUAAGUUACAAUUAGUUAACAAUUGUAAUUUACAUGUUGAUUUUUCCAAUAGAAAAAUAUAUAUUGUUAGUUUUUAGCCAAUUAAUACAAUUAAAUAAGAUUAAAUAUAAAAUCUGUCAGCUAGAAAACAUUUAUUUAAUUGUCUGAUCGAUAAUAUAUCUAUUUUUGCUUAUGAAA